AUGGUGCAAUACGUGAUCACUCCAUGGCGCACUCAGGCCGAACUACUCCAAGUUCGUUCGCAGCUUUAUCCACAAUCGACAGUACUCGCGACUGGAUCCGCCAGAUUCGAAGGAAGUGCGGAUGAGGGUCAACAGAAGGAGGCCAUAGCGCGCGUGAGCGUCUGGGUGCAGCGAGGCAAUUGUCCACACUUGGUAGAAAGCACUGCUAUUCUAAAUAGUGCUUUACUGAAUGAUGGGCGAGGAAACGAAGCAUAUUGCGUCAGGGCCGUCUAUGCCGCAGCUUUUUGCAGAUUCGUCACCGGCCUUCUAGAUUGUCACCAAGACAAGCGCUACAAACUUAGUAUGUACACUAUUGCUAAAAAUAUUGGACUUCCAGCUACAUUUGUUGAAUUACGACAUCAAGCAACUCACGAAGAACUACCUUCACUAUCUAAACUACGCACCGUGAGUCGGAAGGCUUUGUCCUGGAUUUGGGAUUAUUACUGGGUCCACCUCGCUCCUGAAGCCGCCCAACGACAGGACCUUCCUGAUGAUUGUGAGGUCUUUUUACGAAGGCUUAUUGGUGAGACGGACGAUCAUCUCAGUCUACGCGUAGAACAAUCGCUCAGUAAUUGGCCGAGAGACCACAUCAUUGCCAUUCUCAAUGAAAUCCAGGACACAACUCAGGAUGUGACCCUAUUAUUACGGGCAUCUCAACUGCAUUCCAAGAUUCUGGAAGUUGACGUUAAGCAAUUGGCAGCGAUAAGUGUUGAAGAUGUUAAGACAGAAUUAGAAGUGAUGGAGCUAAACCUCAAAAUACCCGACAUAGUGAAUGACACCACCGAAUCUCAUGCUUCGCACUCAAACGGCUGGUCACUUUGGGAAGGUCCAUGGAUACCUAAGCCUAUUGGGAUGGUCUAA
Blumeria graminis f. sp. triticale is the source of this 900-nucleotide messenger RNA. Lineage: Eukaryota; Fungi; Ascomycota; Leotiomycetes; Helotiales; Erysiphaceae. The record is from the annotation of a GenBank genome assembly.